This is a messenger RNA of Panicum virgatum (switchgrass), 1379 nucleotides long. RefSeq names its product protein NO VEIN-like. The transcript has 3 exons. The record is from RefSeq and is a predicted model, not a curated record. The coding region runs from base 70 to 1083 and encodes 337 amino acids. Lineage: Eukaryota; Viridiplantae; Streptophyta; Magnoliopsida; Poales; Poaceae.
UUUCCUCUCCAAGCACCGGUCACCACCACACCGUCACUUCCCCUUCUCAGCCCAGUGGAAACCGCCGAAAUGUCGUCGUCCCCGGCGCCGUCGCCGCGUGAGCACGUGGAGAGGAUCCGACGCGACCGCUACUUCAUCGGGCGCGGCGAGCAGAACCCGCUGGCGGAGGACAUGCACCAGGCCGUCAACUACCUCAGCCAGGAGCUCUACUCCAAGGACGUCCACUCCCUCAUGGAGCUCGUGCAGAACGCUGAAGAUAACGAAUACCCUUCUGGAGUAGCUCCUUCUUUGGAGUUUCUAAUUACUUCGAAGGACAUUACCGGAUCAGGUGCUUGCUCAACUUUGCUCAUCUUCAACAAUGAGAAGGGAUUCUCGGCAACCAAUAUAGAUUCCAUCUGUCGUGUUGGGAAAUCAACAAAAAAGGGAAACAGGCAUCAGGGUUACAUCGGAGAGAAAGGCAUUGGGUUCAAGAGUGUAUUCCUGAUAUCAAGUGAGCCGCAUAUAUUCAGUAACGGCUACCAGAUCAAAUUCAAUGAGAAACCAUGUGCUGAAUGCAACAUUGGAUACAUUGUCCCUGAAUGGGUGGAAUCCAUGCCAAGCUUUUCAGACAUCAAAACCAUAUAUGGAUGCUCCAAAAUCCUACCUACAACCACCAUCAUCUUACCGUUAAAGAGUGAGAAAGUUGAUGUGGUGAAGAAGCAACUGUCAAGCAUGCAUCCUGAAAUGCUACUCUUCCUGUCAAAGAUCAGGAAGCUUUCGGUCCGAGAGGAUAACUCUGAUCCAAACAGUAGCACUGUUAGUGAGAUCUCAAUUUCCAGUGAAAGGAAUUACCAAGCUAGGAAGAAUAUGCAUGCAGAGUCUUAUACACUCCACUUGUCAGCUGAAGAGAGUGGUAAAGAAGAAGAAUGUGGUUACUAUAUGUGGAGGCAGAAAUUCCCAGUCAAGCCAGAGAACAGAGUUGACAAACGUGCUGAAAUCGAUGAAUGGGUGAUAACCCUGGCCUUCCCACAUGGCCACCGUCUGUCCCGUGGGAACCAGCUAUCACCUGGAGUCUGUGCUUUUCUCCCUACCGAGGAAUGUUGAGUACCAUCUCCUGGCUGUGAUGAGUGAAUUGUCAACCGUGCAGUGUGAUCAUGUGCUUGGUCUUUGGUUGCAGGUACACGGGCGUCAAGUGUCGACGGAGAGCUACCGUGGAGGUGCUGUGGCCGAUGGACCGUGCGGUGGACGACGGUGAAGGGCAGCCGGGACUGGAGCUUAGGCCGGGCGGCGGCUGUCGCGUCCACUCCUAGAUCGAGGGCGCAAGCAGCGACGGAAGGCGGGUUUCUUGGUUUGCGCCACAAAACCAAGCUGGCGGACGGCGGUUGAAGAUGCCAAGUCGU